Cucumis sativus (cucumber) is the source of this 1079-nucleotide messenger RNA. Its product is annotated as transcription factor PCF8. The record is from RefSeq and is a predicted model, not a curated record. Gene Ontology annotation, biological process: regulation of secondary shoot formation. Gene Ontology annotation, molecular function: DNA-binding transcription factor activity; sequence-specific DNA binding. Gene Ontology annotation, cellular component: nucleus. NCBI's taxonomy places the organism in Eukaryota, Viridiplantae, Streptophyta, Magnoliopsida, Cucurbitales, Cucurbitaceae. The coding region runs from base 162 to 686 and encodes 174 amino acids. The transcript has 3 exons.
AAAGGAAUUAAAAGGCCAUGAAAAUAAUUGAGGUCAUAUGUUCUGUCCUACACAGUUAUUUCAGGAGCUGCUGAGCACUAAUUACUACCAUUUCUAUUCGAAGAAAAAAGAGAAAUCCUUCAUCAGUAUUGCUAUUUUUGAAACAAUCACAAUAUAUCUGAAUGGGUUCUCUUCAUGAUCACGACAAGAACACCACGAAGAUUGCCCGGAGAAACCGUCGACUCUCUUCCACUGCCGAUGCCGGUGCCGGUGUCGGCAAGGUUUAUACUUCAAAAGGUCUCCGAGCAAGGCGGCUUCGGCUCUCGGCUCCGACCGCUAUUAAAUUCUACGAUCUUCAAGAUCGCCUUGGAUGUGGCCGACCAACUGAAGCCAUUGAUUGGCUUCUUCUGAAUGCGAAAUCCGCCAUUGAUGCCCUCUCUCGACCUUUACAAACAGAGGACAACGAUUGUAGAAAACAGAGUUUCAGUUUACCUGUUCCUUCCUCAUCGUCUUCUUCUUCUUCUUCCUCUUCUUCUUCACAGUUCCAGUCUUACCCACUUCAAAAUUUCUCCCAAAAAGGCAACCUCUCUGUCUUCUGUCCAAUGAUUUUGAAUGCCACGACGGGAGAAUUUUCCGGCACCCAACCACCGUGUCCAAGUCAGAGCAAUAUCGGAGCUGGUUUUCCUUUCUUUCCGAUGUGGGAAUAGCAGCCGCCAACCGGCCGUGAUUUUUGAAGAUGGGAUUGUCGGAGCUUUUCUGACGGUUUUGUUAUUCCAUCAGAAUCAUUGGCUUCCAUGACGGACAACACACAACGACCCACCAGCCAUACUUGUUUUUUGACCAUCUGCUUUUUUUGAAUCUCAACUCCACUUUAUUAAUUCAAUAUUUGUUUCUAAAUAUUCAUGUUCGUCUUUUUCUUUUUCAAUUUCAUUUCGAAUUUACCAACGAAUUGUUGCAUGUUUUGUGUUUGUUUAUUGACAAAUUUAAUAUUAUAUCAUUCAACGGUUGUCAUUAAUUCAAUAAGUUGUAAAAGAGAGGUUUUUAGUUUUGUUACCAAAUAAGGACGUGAUCUAACUAAACCAGUUGAAUUAUAAAAGAAA